UCACGAAGAAAUGGAGGAGAAGGGAGAAGGGAGAAGGGUUCUAUACCUAUGGAGCGCACAAAGUCUCAGGAGGAUUACAGUGGCAAACGAAAGCCUGGCGAAGGCAAAGAGGGUCUGGCUUCUAUUUCGGAAGGGAGUGUAAAGAAAAAAGUUAGGGUUAAUCCUGACCAAAGUAAUUCAACUAUGGUAGAUAUGGAAGAGCUAACGGUGGGUGCUGGGAUCCAGUCCCACCAAUCUCCAUGAAAAUCCUUAGCUGGAACUGCCGGGGACUAGGGCAUCCUUUGACAGUUCAGGAUCUGCGCGAUUUCGUGAAGAAAGAGCGGCCCGAUUUCGUCUUCUUGUCGGAGACGGAGUGUAAUUCUAGAAAAUUUGAUUUUUUGAAAAUGAGUUUUGGAUUGUGUGGUCUGGCUGUAGAGUCGCAAGGAAAUUCUGGGGGUUUAGCGUUGUUUUGGCAAAAAAAGUUGAGUGUAGUGCUACAGAGCUACUCUCGAGGUCAUAUUGAUGUGC
Ilex paraguariensis (yerba mate) is the source of this 507-nucleotide messenger RNA. The record is from the annotation of a GenBank genome assembly. NCBI's taxonomy places the organism in Eukaryota, Viridiplantae, Streptophyta, Magnoliopsida, Aquifoliales, Aquifoliaceae.